Melanotaenia boesemani (Boeseman's rainbowfish) is the source of this 5050-nucleotide messenger RNA. It is a transcript of the gene col13a1, whose product is annotated as collagen, type XIII, alpha 1. The transcript is spliced from 40 exons. The record is from RefSeq and is a predicted model, not a curated record. Bases 388 to 2481 code for a protein of 697 amino acids. Lineage: Eukaryota; Metazoa; Chordata; Actinopteri; Atheriniformes; Melanotaeniidae.
UCAGAGGAGGAGCGUGCGGGGUGUGAGCUGAGAGCGCGCUGCACCCACAGCACUGCAGAGGAGAGGAAGCUUGGCUCGGGUUUCACAGACGCGCACACACGGCAAACCUGCAACACGUAGCGCGAGCAGAGGACAAGAGACGGACAGAAGAAGACUGGAGCAGGGACAUCACUGAUCGAUGAAGCUGCAGAAUGCGUCCAACCACGACUUUACUCUAGUUCCCCACGCAGCGCCACGCGCACAGAGCUAGUUAGGAGAGUCUGAAGAAGAGAGGGUCAUCUGCAGAAGUUUUACACCAACUCACAGUCACAGAAUUCCUGCCUGUGGCUCCUCACCUGAUGAUUACAGGAUUUUCUGUGUGGAUAAAAGUAAACAUUGGUUUCUGAGAUGGAAGAGGAACAGAGGGUCGCGGAUAAACCAGGUGUGGAGAGAAGGACCCGCGUGGAUCAGCAGAAAGUUUCAAAGCAGCCGGCGUGGAGAAACUGGAGAGAUGUGUCCGGCAUCACGGUUUGCUUUGCGGUGUCUUUUCUCUGUCUUGGAGUUUGCAUUUUCGUUCUUGCACGGACCUCGGAGAUGCAGUCCAGGAUAGUAAGUUUGGAGCAGCGGCAGCGGGACGCGCAACUCUCCGCGUGGAUGUUGUCUCAGGAGCAGGUGGAGCCCCUCAUGGGUCGACUGGACCAGAUCCUGGAGGAGAAGCUUGCAGCACGACUGCCCAGGUCACGGGAGGCGAGGGACGCUGCCCACGGCUGUUUGUGUCCUCCAGGACCUCCAGGUCCUCCUGGACGAGCAGGCUUUCCGGGUGACAAAGGAAGUAUGGGAAUUCCUGGAAGAAUGGGCUUAAAAGGACAAGCAGGGGAGAAGGGUGCACCAGGCGAGCCAGGUCUGUCUAUCAUUGGACCAAGAGGACCCCCUGGACAACCUGGCACCAGAGGGUUUCCAGGAUUUCCAGGUCCUAUUGGAUUGGAUGGCAAGCCUGGGCAGAAUGGAUUAAAGGGAGACAUGGGUCAGCGUGGUCCUAAAGGGGCUCCGGGAGAACCAGGACCCAAAGGAGAGAAGGGUGUUUGUGGAGACUACACACAUCGGGGCCUCUUUGUGCAGGAUCUCCCUCUGAAAACCCUGGCUGCCUUGCGUUCCAGUCAGGCUAUAACGUUGAAGCAGGGUGACCCUGGAGCGCAGGGACCACCAGGACCUCCAGGACCCCCUGGACCUCCAGGUAACCCAGGCCUUGAUGGAGCCACUGGCCCACCGGGUAAACCAGGAGAACCAGGAAAACCAGGAAAAGACCCGAGGCUUUUACCCGGACUGAAGGGUGAACCAGGUGUUCCUGGACAAAAGGGUGACCGAGGAGAUGUCGGCCCACCAGGUCCUGAAGGCCCACAGGGAGCUAAAGGAGACCAAGGAAUAAAGGGGGAGAAGGGAGAACCGAGUUCUGCAGCUCAGGGAAUCAAAGGUGAACCAGGUUCGCCAGGACUGCCAGGCCUAACGGGGCCCAAGGGUGACAAAGGUAACCAUGGAGAAAAGGGAGAAGGAGGCCCUGAAGGCCCAGCAGGUCCCAGAGGUCUUCCAGGGCCAACUGGGGAGCCAGGAAAAGCUGAAAUCCACAACAACGAAAAUGAUAUCCGCAACAUCCCCCUGAUGGGUCCCCCUGGAUUACCUGGACCUCCAGGGCCCCCUGGAGUGUCUGGUGCCAAGGGAGAAGUCGGUCUACCAGGACCUCCAGGACUGGAUGGAGAAAAGGGACCUAGAGGAAAGCCUGGAGAGCCUGGUCCUGCAGGCCUGGCCGGUCCUGAAGGUCCCAGAGGAGAGGGAGGUCUUAUGGGCUUACCAGGACCCAAGGGAGACAAGGGAGACAUGGGUCCAUCUGGAUCACCUGGUUUAGAUGGCCCUACUGGUGAAAAGGGGGCUACAGGGUCCCCUGGCCCUAUUGGAUUACCUGGCACAAUGGGUCCUAAAGGUGAACCUGGAGAUGGAGGAAGGUCAGAACUGAUCUAUGGUCCUCCAGGUCCCCCAGGUCCGGUUGGUCCUGCAGGUUCCCAAGGAUCUUCAGGGCCGAAGGGAGAGCCAGGGAUAGGCAUGAAGGGAGAGAAGGGAGCGUCGGGUCAGAAAGGCGACAAGGGAGACAGAGGCCAUCUUGGACUUCCUGGGGCUCAUGGGUUAGACGGCAGACCUGGUCCAGUGGGUGUGACGGGACUGCCAGGUGUGCCAGGACCAGCCGGACCAAAGGGAGAGAGAGGUGAAAAGGGAGAUGCAGGAUUACCAGGACCAACUGGGCCGCAAGGCAUUCCUGGUUUAGUAGGACCACAAGGACUCAAAGGAAAUCGGGGAGAGAGGGGCAAGAAAGGCAACAGGGGGGCCAAAGGGGAUAAGGGAGACCAAGGAGCACCCGGAUUAGAUGCCCCCUGUCCGUUGGGUGAUGAUGGCCUACCUGUACCAGGAUGUUGGAAUAAAGGUCAACAUCCUUUCCAGCUGGCCAAGAAGUAGUUCUAGCAAACAUAUCUCCAUCAAGUCAAAGAAUGCCAACUUGAAGAUAUCUGGAGACACCUUUGAGAUGAAACCUGAACCUGGAGUUGGCUUGUCAACAUUCUUCCAGGAGGCUGGACACAGGGCCAGUAGUGCUGAACUCUCUGGUAGCAACCAACAGAUCCACUUCAAAAAGACUGGAUAGCAGAGACCGUCGAUCAUCCUGUGGUCCCCGAGGACUCUCUGAGCAGGACAUCUAUCCCAGUCCCAUGGAGAUAAUGAACCUACUGAUGUGCUUUUUUAAGAAACCUAUUUAACUCAGUGAAAUGAAGGCAUGGCCACUUGCUAUUUGUCGUGUUUGAUGUGACAUAAUUUCUGUAACUGUGAUCAAUAAUUCAGAGCAGCUCACAGAGCAGAUAGAUGCCAGGAGUUUCCAUGUUAAACCAAAAAACAGCAAACAUGAUUCCUUCUUAUGAAAAUCUGACUCACUGCCUUUUAGAAAGGAUCCCUCCUGCAGCUACAACGUUCCCGUUGAAUGUUUGUGCUGUUCGGGGAAUCCUCUGAAACCAGCAUCACGCGUCGGCUCUGCUGACGUAUCUGCUUUCUUCUUUUCUUUCUUCUGUUUUUCCUUUUGUAUUGAGGUGUUAAAAGACACCGUGUUUCAGACGAUGUAUAUGUCUAAUAUAAGAAAAGGGAUUUUAUGUAUAGGAGGAAACUGUCUAUGUAAAUAGAGCACAUUGAUUAAACAUACUUUAAAUGCAGAAUAAGCCGAAAUAUUCUAAUGACAGUUGUUUGGUGCACUUACCAUUUAGAAAAAAAAAUAAUUUUCACAAUAUAACCUCCAUAAAUCCAGUCUGGAGCAGAAAAAAAGGUUAUGGUGUUUGUAAAUAGAAAAAAAAAGUUUUUAUUGAAGAAAGGCCAGCAAGUAGGCGUUUUCAGUUUUACUUACUACUUAUUUUAAUCAAACACAAAUAAAUCAGUGAAAACAAAUAGUGUUUUACAUGCAUACAAAUAAAUUUCCUGUUUCAUUAAAAAAUCAAAUGCACAAAGCAUUCCAUGCGUCAUAUUGACAGCUGCCAUGUCAACACAUCUGGGUCAAAAUACUCUCAUUUUAUUUCUUCUUUUCUUUUCCAUGCUUUGAGUUCAGCUGUUUGAAAGUAAAACAAGUAAACAUGUUUCAUCAUUUCUGAUUUCUUCUUUAUUUGAGACAAAAGUGUGAAGGAAAGUGGCCUGAAAAUGAAUUUAAAGUUCAGAGUGCUGCACCUUCAAAUGAAUGAACAGAAAUAUAAAUGAAUGCUAUCAAACAGAAAAUAUCACACUUUGUUUUUUUGUUUUUGAUAUUUUUUCUUGUUAAAAACUGUUUUGUCUCUUUUGAUUAAGCUUCUGUUCCAACUAACUUAUUUGCAUUUAAAUACCAUGUUUGUAUUUUUCUGUGUAAAGCUGCCUGCUGCUGCAGCGCUCUGAGCUCUCAGACAUCCUCUCAGCGUGGAUGUAAAUGCAGGUCUGGUUUGGUUUGUUUAAAAUUAGAACCAUGGAUCCUCUGCUGGAGGGACUCUGGGCGUCACACAGGUUUCAUUUGGAAACUCGUAACUCUUCCUCUUUAACACAGCAGAGGUUAGAUCAUCAUCAGCAUAUUAAAUAUAAUAAAGUUUAAACAAGUUUUUGGUUUUAUUUUCCAUAUAAAACAUCAUCGUAUCCCAGUGAAGCUGUUGUUUGACAUGCUCCAAAUGUUGGUUUAAACUACUCAACAUGGGGAUGGUGAGACAGAAUUAUGGGCAAAGAUGUAAAACUAGUUCAGGAAUCCAUCACCUUACAGGCACACUUGUUUGCAUAUAAGUUAUCUUGAUGCUCUGAGCUAACUGGUUCAUUUGGUGAUUCAUUUCAUUCAUUCAUCACUGACUUCAGUUGAUGGACAUUGGUUUAAUAUUUAACAAAAAGGGUGACAAACAUCAGUGGAAAUUAUAAAAACCGAUUUCCUUUUCACAUAUCAAAGAAAGUGUGGACAUUUUAAGCCCAUCACCAGCUGUUUUUGUAUGAUUGUUGCAUUAAAGGCAGUUACUGCAGCAUCUUGUCAUGUUGAGGGAGUGGGAUUCAAACUAAAGGCUUGUAUAUACAAAAUAAUCUGUACAGAAACACAGUUAGAUUUCUUUAUUUUGCUCAAAUUUGAAUUACUUGAUUUAUGAUUUUGGUUUUGUUAGAAAAUUCUGUAUUUGUCAGAUUACAAUAUCUGAAGAUGGAUACGAGGGCAUUAUACAGAAAUUGCAUGCUAUUAUUUAGCCUGUAUUUGGCAUUAUUUACAUGUUUUCCCAGCAAUGAUCGUGAAUGUUAGACAUACUGUCCAUUUGUCCUGCAAAGUCAGAGGAGAUCUGUCCGCUCUGUGACCUCUGUGCAGUUAACUGCAGAUGAAGAACUCAGUCUAGUCCGCUGAGUAACUUUCUGUUUGUUUAUGCUGUGUCAGAAUUGAAUGUUUCAACCUUCUUCAUGUGUCCAAAAUGAGAUAUUUUAAUUUAUUUUUUAUUGAAAUAAUGGCAGCUGACAGAUUCACUGUUCUGUCAAACGUAACCAAUUUGACUCGUAAUAAAGAAAAGCA